Molecule: messenger RNA, 1077 nt
Organism: Dioscorea cayenensis subsp. rotundata (Guinea yam)
Lineage: Eukaryota; Viridiplantae; Streptophyta; Magnoliopsida; Dioscoreales; Dioscoreaceae
Product: cellular nucleic acid-binding protein homolog
Exons: 9
Coding region: 81-758 (225 amino acids)
Molecular function (GO): zinc ion binding; nucleic acid binding
Source: RefSeq, a predicted model, not a curated record
UUUUCUUUUUUCUAUUCAUUUUCACGAGCGACCAUCGAAACGCUCGAGAAGGAGCUCCAUCUCCACCUCAGAGAUCAAGAAUGGACAUGGGAGGCAACUGGAGGCCUCCUUUGGGAUUUCCACAGAACAAUGUACCCAAUCGUGGCAACCAAAGUUCUCUGCACUUCAUUCAAGACCGUCUUCGUUGGUUUUUCUGUACUGGACGUGGUGGAUUUUGUAGAACAUGGGGCAGCUUUUAUUGCAGCACUUGCGGCCAACCUGGGCACUCUGCCGAGAAAUGUCCAAGAAGUCAGAUUUGUUACAGAUGUGGGCAACCGGAUCACUCUAUGGAAGCAUGCGACUACCAACCCAGGUGCUUCAAAUGCAAGACACGUGGGCAUUACUUCUAUAUCUGCAGAAAUGACUUUAGGUGCGAUGCAUGUGGUCCAGACCAAUUCAGCAGGAUAUUUCACCUAUGCAAUCACUGCAUGAACUCUCAGCACUUCACCAAAGACUGUCCCAAUAUGCUUGUUUGUCCCAUUUGUGAUAGGCGGGACAGUUACCAUUGCCAUAGCUGCUAUAGAAAUGGCCAUUCCGCCAUGCUAUGUCCAAGAACAAAUACUUGUAGCAAAUGUUGCCGACCGGGACACACGUCUGCAGAAUGCACCUCACGAACCCUUUGCUACAAUUGCAAGAAUCUCGGACAUUCUGCAUAUACCUGUAGGCAUUCAUUUAUGUGCUAUGAAUGCAAAGCCAGGGGUCAUAGGUUUCCCUGGUAAUUACAAAGGUAGUAUUUUUUCACCAGCUAGGCCAUACUGUCAUACUGAUACUGUCAUUGACAACCGCACUAAAUAGCAUAGAGCAGGUCUAGUCACCUUGCCAGAAAUUUCAGCCAUGAACCAGUGCAGUGUACCCUUCUGCCGUAGUAUCUCUUUGUCCAAGUAGCAUGCUACUUAAUAAUCAUUGAGGCUUAUCUCCUGAUAUUGCCAGAUCAUACUAUAAUACAGUGUUCAUGAAUUCUACACAAUGUUUAUCUUCUAUGAGUUAGUCCACCAAUUUCAGAAUUUGCCAGAUUGCUUUUACCAUCACUUCUUUAUG